AUGCUGGAUAAUUUAUCGGGAAUGCGCACACUCUCUGACCCACAACAAAGCUGUCAACAUAUCCGAGCUUACUGUGCCGAAGUUGUUACUAUUCGCCGAGGGCUACAACGUGGCAUGCUGAAUCUUGCACCUAGAAAGUGCAAGCGGCUGGGAGCCUCAAGCGGGAGGAGUCUUGCCACUGCUUUGUUGGUAAAGUACCUUAGGGUGCACUGCCUACGAUCACAAUCUAUUCGAGGAAUACGUCUUAAACUACAAGCACACAGGUCAAUUGAAUCAUCAUUCGAUUAA
Messenger RNA from Morchella importuna, 288 nucleotides. RefSeq lists its product as uncharacterized. The record is from RefSeq and is a predicted model, not a curated record. Bases 1 to 288 code for a protein of 95 amino acids. The transcript is spliced from 5 exons. NCBI's taxonomy places the organism in Eukaryota, Fungi, Ascomycota, Pezizomycetes, Pezizales, Morchellaceae.